This is a messenger RNA of Paramisgurnus dabryanus, 4448 nucleotides long. RefSeq names its product mannosidase, alpha, class 2A, member 1 (gene man2a1). Gene Ontology annotation, cellular component: Golgi membrane. Gene Ontology annotation, biological process: mannose metabolic process; protein deglycosylation; N-glycan processing. Lineage: Eukaryota; Metazoa; Chordata; Actinopteri; Cypriniformes; Cobitidae. Gene Ontology annotation, molecular function: carbohydrate binding; alpha-mannosidase activity. The record is from RefSeq and is a predicted model, not a curated record.
CGCACGCUUGAUGUUCAGACAGCGCGAGCGCAGGAAGGAGGCAGGGUCGACGGUUUCCCUUUGCCUGUUUGACCAUCACAAUUUGCUGAAUCACACAAACUCUUCCGCAUCGUAAAAAACUUUGAAGACAGAUCGCAUUUGUUUGUAGUCAGAGCCUAGAUAAAGCGAUUUUUCCGUCAGUGGAGAGAGUAAAGGUGUUCCCUUCCGAGAACUCUUCAUGGCGAAAAGUAGCACUUCCUCGUGCAUUUUGGAUCUUUCUUUUUCACUUUUGCCUUGCGUUUACCUACAAGACUUGUGUUCAUACGACAUUUGACCGGGAUUGUAAAGUUUCACGUAAACGUGCAUUGACUUUCGACAACACGCAUGUGAGAAAUGAAGCUCAGCAGACAGUUCACAUUUUUUGGCAGUGCCAUAUUCUGCGUGGUGGUAUUUUCUCUGUAUUUGAUGUUGGAUCACAUAGAUAAUGGCAAAAGCCCAAAUGGAGAGAGACAUCCAAAUAGCCAGCUUAAUAUUCUGCAGGACAAAAUCGACCAUUUGGAAAGACUGCUUGCAGAGAACAAUGAGAUCAUUGGCAACAUCAGGGACUCUGUGAUUAACCUGAAGGAAACUGUGAAAGAUGGGAAAGCAUAUCCUGAAAGGAACAUCAGUCAGGGGAUCUCUGAACUGCUUCCACCUGCUCCUGUGAUGCUGCCCAUUGAAUCAGAGGACUGCCAGUUUGCCGAGCGAGUAUACUCCAAGGCGGCUGAUGGAGUGCAGAUGCUGGAUGUUUAUGAUUUGCUCAGCUUUGAUAACCCUGAUGGUGGAGUGUGGAAACAAGGCUUUGAUAUUUCUUAUAAGGAGAAUGAAUGGGAUAAUGAGUCGCUCCAAGUCUUUGUUGUGCCCCAUUCUCAUAAUGACCCUGGUUGGCUGAAGACAUUUGACGACUACUAUCAAGACCAGACGCAACACAUCCUCAACAACAUGGUGGUAAAGUUACACGAAGACAAUCGAAGGAAAAUGAUCUGGAUGGAGAUUUCUUACUUUUCAAAAUGGUGGGAAAGCAUAGAUGAGCAGAAACGAGAUGCUGUCAAGAGACUGAUAGAAAACGGUCAGUUUGAGGUGGCUACAGGAGGCUGGGUGAUGCCCGAUGAAGCCAACAGUCACUACUUUGGAUUGAUAGAUCAGCUCAUUGAAGGCCACCAGUGGCUGGAGAAAAAUUUGGGAGUGAAACCCAAGACCGGCUUGGCUGUGGAUCCAUUUGGCCACAGUCCUACCCAAGCAUACCUGCUUAAACAAGCCGGUAUGUCUAACAUGCUGAUCCAAAGAAUCCACUAUUCCAUAAAGAAACACUUUUCCUUGGAGAGGACGCUAGAGUUCUUCUGGAGACAGAACUGGGAUCAGGAUGCUACUACAGACAUUUUGUGUCACAUGAUGCCGUUCUACAGCUACGAUGUUCCUCACACAUGCGGCCCUGACCCGAAGAUCUGCUGCCAGUUUGACUUCAAGCGACUGCCUGGAGGAAGAAUCAGCUGUCCGUGGAGAAUUCCACCUCAAGCCAUUACAGACAGUAAUGUACAGGAGAGAGCUCAGACGCUGCUGGACCAAUACAGGAAGAAAUCAAAGCUCUAUCGGACCAAAGUGCUACUGGUUCCUCUUGGAGAUGACUUCCGUUACACUGACGCUCUGGAAUGGGAUCAACAAUUUGAGAACUACCAAAAGCUCUUUGACUACAUGAAUUCUCACCCUGAGCUCCAUGUCAAGGCCCAGUUUGGCACAAUUUCAGAUUAUUUUGAUGCGCUGCGUAAAAACAUUGGCAUGGAUCCAGUUGGUAGUAGUGUUGGUGAGCUGGCCCUGCCCGUGAUAAGUGGAGACUUUUUCACUUACGCAGACCGCGAUGACCACUACUGGAGCGGAUAUUUCACAUCACGACCCUUCUAUAAACGACUGGACCGUAUGCUAGAAUCAUAUCUCAGGGCAGCUGAGAUCCUCUACUCUUUGACCCUGGCUAACUUUCAGAAGUAUGGCAAGCCUAGCGAUUACCCUACCAUUGAUAAUUACAAGUUACUGACUGAAGCCAGACGCAAUCUGGGUCUCUUCCAGCACCAUGAUGCCAUCGCGGGCACAGGCAAAGACUUUGUGGUUGUGGACUAUGGAACCAGGUUGUUUCAUUCCAUAUUAAAUGUGAAGCGAGUAAUCGUGAGCUCGGCUCAUUGGUUAGUGCUUAAGGACAAACAGACAUACAGCCAUGAUCCUUCAAAUCCCGUUCUUCAAAUGGAUGAUGUUCAGGCAGCACAAGAUGCCCUACCUCACAAAACCGUUAUUAAAAUUCAUAAAAAGCCAAGAUUGGUUGUGGUUUUUAACCCCAUAGAACAGGCCAGGAGAUCUGUGGUUACAUUAUACGUGAACACCCAUCACGUGCGCGUGCUUGAUGCUUUUGGGCAUGUAGUUCACGCUCAGGUCAGCGCCGUAUGGAAUGAUGCCACCCAUGCUGCUACUGAUGUCUUCCAGUUGUCAUUCAUAGCUCAGGCUCCUCCGCUGGGCCUUAGCGUGUACCAGCUGAUCGAAGGAAUGGAGAUCCGGACAGAAACCUCCAAAUACAUGUUUCUUAAGGACGGCAGGCACAUUUCAGUCAGCGGAUUGGAUAAUUUCAGAAUGUCCUACCAACAAGAUGCCACUUCUGUGGAAAUCGAAAAUCCUCACCUGAAACUGUCCGUCUCUACCGCCACGGGUCUUUUAGAGAGAAUGAGGCUGAAGGACGACGGCUCGGAGCACCAGGUUAACGUGGAGUUUGCUUGGUACGGUACCACCAGUAACAAAGACAAAAGCGGAGCUUACCUGUUUCUACCAGACGGAGAUGCAAAGAUUUACUCUUCCUCUCAGCCGGCUGUGAUUCGAGUCACUAAAGGGCCCCUGUUUUCUGAAGUCACCACUACUUUAACACACGUUACACACACUCUUAGACUCUACAACAUUCAAGGUGUGGAGGGCCAGUCUGUGGAGAUCUGUAAUACUGUAGAUAUAAGGGGUGAAAACAACCGUGAAAUUGCAAUGAGGAUAACAUCAGAUAUAAACAGCAAGAAUCGAUUCUUUACCGACCUCAAUGGCUACCAGGUGCAGCCGAGGAAAACCGUGGCUAAGCUCCCCCUGCAGGCAAACUUCUACCCCAUGACCAGCAUGGUGUACCUGCAGGACUCCAGCGCCAGACUCUCUCUGCUUACCGCACAGUCAUUGGGAACGGCCAGUCUCAAAAGCGGUCAGCUGGAAGUGAUAAUGGACCGCAGGCUGAAUCAGGACGAUAAUCGAGGUUUAGGUCAGGGAGUGUUGGACAAUAAGAUCACUGCCAACUCUUUCCGCCUACUGCUGGAGAAACGAAGCUCUGAAGAGACCCAGAAAGAGGAGAGCGCGCCAUACAGCUAUGCAUCUAUACUGAGUCACAUGUCUUUCACGUACCUCAACCAUCCUCUCAUCUCCAUGGCAUCCAGUCCAGACUCAGUCGAUGCGUCCUUUACCUUCUACAACCCUCUGAUCACCUCCUUCCCAUGUGACCUUCAUCUGGUGAACCUGCGUGCAAUCCAGUCUAAGGAGGAAGGAGGAGGUCCAUCCGAGCAAGCUGCUUUGAUACUACACAGAAAAGGCUUUGACUGUGGCUUCUCCAAUCGGGACACUGGCCUAUUGUGUACAACCACACGUGGCAAGGUUAAGUUAGAGAAGCUCUUGACAGACCUGAAGGUGAAAAGCUUCACUCCUGUCUCGCUGUCUUUGAUGCACAACACACAAGAAAGUGAAGCAGAGUCACAGGAGAUCAAUCUUAAACCUAUGGAAAUCAGGACUUACCGCCUGGAGCUCAGCUGAGACACUUCACCAUAGCCGCUGUCACAUUCUCAUUAAACUUUAUGUUCUACACACGAGAGCCUCUAGGAGUCGUCGUCUUCAGUCAAGGACUCGGCGAACGAUUGUCAACAAAAUCCUUAAACUUCACAACAAGGUGCAAUAUAUGAAAUCUUCAAGAAUUGCCAAGUAGCUCUCUCAGGUUAUCUGAGCGUAAUACGUGAAUAUUGCUAUGAGGGAUUCACUGUGUUGAGAGUUGACAUCUUUUGCACUGGGAAUGUCAUUGUAUCAUUUCGUCCUUUUAUUAAUUGAGUAAGAAAAAGUUUUGGACUAUUUGAUCAUAAUAUGAACGUUGUUUAAAAUUGUUUUAAAAGAUGUGUAAAUUAAUUUUAUUUCAUGUUUUGCUAUCCCAAAGUUUUUAUUCCAAACUGUGCCUUAGUCUCACAAGGUGGUGACUGUGGAUGUGAUAUAAGCUUUUACCGUACCAGACGGCGUUACGUGGUUUGUUUUCUUUCACUUUUCCAAACUUGAUAAUUGCCAGCAAUGCAAUUGACUGCAAGUGUUUAUCACAUUCAUUGAAACCAGUUGUGUAAUGCAUCUUAAGAUUGUACAAAGACUAUUUUAUUUUUUCACUUUUUCUU